Tyto alba (common barn owl) is the source of this 4834-nucleotide messenger RNA. It is a transcript of the gene REEP3, whose product is annotated as receptor accessory protein 3. Bases 69 to 842 code for a protein of 257 amino acids. Gene Ontology annotation, molecular function: microtubule binding. Gene Ontology annotation, biological process: endoplasmic reticulum tubular network organization. The transcript has 8 exons. Gene Ontology annotation, cellular component: endoplasmic reticulum membrane; endoplasmic reticulum tubular network; cytoplasmic microtubule. The record is from RefSeq and is a predicted model, not a curated record. Lineage: Eukaryota; Metazoa; Chordata; Aves; Strigiformes; Tytonidae.
CGGAGGCGGUGCCGCGGCCAUUCCGGCCCGGCUGGCUGAGGGGACGCGCCGCCGCCGCCGCCGCCGCGAUGGUCUCCUGGAUGAUUUCGCGGGCUGUCGUGCUGGUGUUUGGGAUGCUGUAUCCUGCAUAUUACUCAUACAAAGCUGUGAAGACAAAAAAUGUGAAGGAAUAUGUUCGCUGGAUGAUGUAUUGGAUUGUGUUUGCUCUUUAUACAGUUACUGAAACAAUAACCGACCUAACAGUCUCUUGGUUUCCACUGUACUAUGAGCUGAAGAUAGCUUUUGUUAUUUGGCUCCUUUCCCCAUAUACUAGAGGGGCAAGUUUAAUCUACAGAAAAUUUCUCCACCCGCUUCUUUCUUCUAAAGAAAGGGAGAUUGAUGAGUACAUCGUACAAGCCAAAGAAAGAGGCUAUGAGACCAUGGUGAAUUUUGGAAGGCAAGGGUUGAAUUUGGCAGCAACUGCUGCAGUGACAGCAGCUGUAAAGAGUCAAGGUGCGAUAACAGAGAAACUGAGAAGUUUCAGUAUGCAUGAUUUGACUACUAUACAAGGAGAUGAGCCAGUAGGACAGAGACCCUAUCAGACAUUACCAGAAGCAAAAAAGAAAACCAGAGCCUCUGCAAGUGAAUCUUCAGGUUACAAAACUCCACUGGAAAAAAAUCCUGGAGAUGACAAAACAGAUGAAGAGGUGGAGGGGACACACUCAGAGGAUGAAAUGUUUGCUCAGAGAGGCCUUCGAAGAACUCAGAGCAUGAAGUCUGUGAAAACUAUUAAAGGCCGUAAAGAGAUACGGUACGGAUCACUGAAAUACAGAGUGAAGAAAAGACCCGCUGUAUACUUCUAAGUGUAUUGCACAAUGCCUGCAAGAAAAAACUGCUGUAUUAUAAUAACUUGAAUUCAGUGUGUCAAGUGUUAAAGAUCUGUGUAUGGUUCAUAUGAUGAGUAUAUACGAUAGGACUUGGGUGUAUGAACCUAAAUGGUUGGAUAAAGUACUACUCUGCUUUUCUGUAAUUGCUUUUUGUUUUGACUUAAAUCUGGACAAAUUAUAGUGUGAAUUUCAGCACUCUUUAAAUGGGAGUUAAAUGAGUGACAGGAAACAGCCUCUUUCCAGAGGCACUGAAUAGACUGAAAUAAUUACAACUCCAUUUGAAUUAGCAGAAGUUGUAAGUGUUUGGAACUUGUGAAAAAUGAACCCAUAGUGUCCCCAAGUUUACAUGGAAAGAUAGGUAUACUUGAAAUAUUUUUUCUGAACUACAGUUCCUGACAAGGCCUUUGUGUAAUCUAAAUAUGUACAGUUUGAAGUACAGUGGAUGAUGGUGGGGAAGGAAAAGGAGAGACGAGGUAGAUGUGGUACAUCCUUAAGAUCAUCUUCUUGCAUCACGUUGCCAAGCUUAACAAACUUAGAUAAUACUAAUAGGUGCGAACUGGGGGUACAUUUAGCACUUUAUGCAAAACUGUAUGGUUUUGCACACUUACUGAUUUACAGCUGCACAUGUCAUUUUAGUGACUUCUUAGGUGGGUCAGACGUAUCUUUUGAAUGCCAGCAAUUCUUGCAUUUCGUGAUUUUUUUUUUUUUUUUAAAUUUAUCUUGAUUGCUUAAGUAAACUUAGGAUGCUGUAGAAAAUUGCUACUAACACUUAACAUUAUAAGGUGCCUUUCUAUGUAUUACAAGGCUGUGUAGUUUUUUGUCUGUGUGGGUUGUUCUGUUUUUGUUCUGUAGCUGUUUUUUUGGUUUUGUUUUGUCUUUGUCUGUCUUCUUCCUUUACCUAGAGAGAUGUAAUAUAAUUUUCAAUCAGUUUUUGGUUAAAAUUGUGGUAAGUAAAACUUGUAGCAAUUCCAGUGAUAGACCUCAGGGAUCUGACCAGCCCACCAGCUGCGUAUGAGAAGUCAUGCUGACAUGAAGGCAUGUAUGAUAGAUUAUUCAGGUCCUGGUUUGGUUUUGUUCUGCAUUGCUUCAAGAAAGAAUAUAUAAAAAACCCCACGUAUGCGUGUAUAUUUCAUCAUAUGUGGAUUCUGAAAUUGGCUGUGUAGUACUUCUAUUGCUCAAGUUAUUACUAAGAUAGUUAUAUACAAAUAGCUUUUUCUAAAAGUCUAGCUGAUUUAGUCAGCCAUUUUAUAGCAUAGAGUCCCAUGACAUACCUGUUUGUACAGAGAUUAAUUUUGGAAUGUCAUUCAAGGCAUUCAAGACUUGUAGAAAUUAUAUUUUGAGGUCCCCUUUGGUUCUGUUCUCUGCCAUUCUGAGAAAUAGGCUGUUUUUAGUUUUCUGUGUGACUAUUUCUACUGCGGGUUAAGGGAAAAAACACCCACUUUUUGUAGACAGUAUGUUAUUAUUUGGCGUGGAGAGAGAUGGUGUUACUUGCCUUGAAGAGAAAAUGGUGUGUGAUCCCUCUUAUCCUUGGAUCUCAGACUCCAGUCCUCAGACCUUCCCCCAGGUAUGACAGUCAUCUGCAAGACUACUACAGCGCUUUUAAACUUAUUUCUAGGGCUUGGGCCUGCUGCAGUUCUUUUUAUAUUACAGCCAUAGUGGCUUCACUGCUGAUAGGCACUUAAUGAUCUCUUACUAUAUACUGGCAUUUGAAGUAGUCUUCUGUAGACUUGGAGCCAGGGUUUGAAUCGUAUGGAUAAAAAUGCAGCUGGUCUGUAUUGGCAUUGCGUUGCUUGCUGUUAGAGGCGUUUGUAAGCCAAGUGCAAAGCCUUGGUCAAAUACAACAGUAGUGAUGACGCAGUGCUUUUAGCAUCUCCGAGGAAGUUAAAUGCUUUAGUAAGACACUGCAACAGUCCAUAUGUGAUUAAAAGGCUGAAGUUUGUAUUACUUCACUUGAAGACACAGUUUUGUACCAGAAUACAGGAAGGCUGCUCCCUCCAGAAUGAGUACACUGUAAAAAUCCCAUCCUCUACCCGAAACCACAACUUGUGAUCUCACUUUUAUAAGGAGCUGUUGUCCAUGGGGGAGGCAGUGAUCAGAAAGGCAGCCUCCCCAGGGCCUGGUUCCUCUCUUGUGCCCCAGGAAUGUUUGUGCUUCUCAUCUGUCUCCCCGAAGGUAGGGAAAGGCUUGUCUGUGUGUUGAGCUAUGUAAGACGUCAGGGGAAACUGAGGCUUUUGUGUUUGCAUCUCAUCCCUCUCUGAAAAUUAGUCUACCCUGGGCCUUGGGUGGAAUCUCUAACUCUUACUUUCCAGUUGAACGUCCUCCUUGAGCUCCUGAUGCCGCACCUUGCUUUAACUCAUUGUAUUUGUUUUAUCAGCAAGCAUGGCAAUAAAAUUGUCAUCUUUCUACAGAAGUCCUGCAUGAAGGAGCAGGGUAAGGCCUUCUUUCAGAAUUACCAUUCCUGUUCUAGGUUCAUGUAGAUCCUGUUUUGGGGGUUGUGUUCUUUUCACAUCUCCAGGGCUAGAGAUCAUUUGAGUAGCUUGGCCUCUACCACGCUUAUGGUCAGUAAGUUGUGCUACAUGUCGUUAUGUACUUGAGGCUGUAACUUCUGGCAGACUUAACUUGCUAAUUAAGUAGUGACAAAGGCUAAAUAAGAACUCUCCUUUUUCUGAACUAUGCAUGGAACUAGGGAAGCUGGCAGUAUUAUUCAUAUUCAUCACUGUUUGCGUUUUACUGUACACUUGUGUCCUCUCAGAUACUCUUAAGUGAUAAAAAUUCCAGGAUUUUCCUGGCUGUGUUUUUCAGUCUAACAUCCUGCUGCAAGAUUCUUUUCUUGACAGCCUGAUUUUCUUCUUCAAUUCAUCCUGAAACUGGUUCACUGUAUUAUCUUAAUUUUUUUUUUUCUUUGCUGUUUAUUGUCAGUUGAUGCUUGGCAGGGCACAAUGGCAUGAUUAGCUUUCAUCCCGAUAAUACGUAUUUCCCUCUGCUCGUUGAAUUUAGUUUGGUUUGGUUUUGAAACAUUACACAAUCUUUUAAACUUUGUGUACAUGGGUUUUUCAAACUUUUUUGCCUUAGCAACUGCAAAAGUCAUCUGUCUAGCUCUUGCCAGUAAACUUCUUGGAAAAAUGUUAAACAAAAAUCAAAUUUUAACUUAACGUUCUUUUUGCUUUUGGGAUGUGAAAUGUAGCUCAUGUCAAAUUAGAUAAAUUUACAAACAAAGUAUUUCCUGAGAAUUGGCUGCCACCAACAGGACUGCUAAUAUAGUUAAAGAAAAAACUAUGUAGAGGUUAAAGGUACUUUAUAAAAGAGAAUAUGUAGUCUUAAAUCAUGUACAGGUUUCAAGCCUUUCCAAAACAUAUCUGAAUUGACUCAGAUUUCUUAUCAAGAGCCUCCUGUAUGUGUUAAAAUAGUUUGAGAUGAGGAUUAAAUUGAUGGCCUCAAUUGCAAAUAAGUUUAGGCCAGACUCUGAUUACAAGGUAAUUGCCAAUACUAGCUACUUUAAUGCUAAUUCCUUUGCUAUGUGAAAAUAACUGACUAUUAUCCAAGCCACUUUCUGCAAACUGUAAUGAAUUUUAAAAUGAACAGAAGAUAAUUUGGUUAAACAGAAUGGUGGAGUAAAUGCUAGACGCAUUUAACACACUGUUCAUGACAGAAGAUGUGUUUUGGUUUUGGUGUUGCUUUUAUUAAGGGAAGUUGAUAUUUUAAGGUAUUUUUCUACAAAAAUGUGUAUGCGCAAAGGUAAUACUUCUAACAUUUUUCAAGAACUCGUGUUUUUAAAUGUUACAGACCAGAGACUGUCUACAUUGGGACUGAAUUUAGUAGCUUUAAAAAAAAAAUGCAAUGUAAGCUUUAAUUUUUAUAUUGUAAUAAUAACUUGCUGUCAACUUGUUUACAUAUUUGUAGGAGGGAAAGCUUCAUUAUGCAUUGACGUAUCUUGAUACUAUCUUUAAUAAAUGCUGCUUUGAGCAGGA